This is a messenger RNA of Lathyrus sativus (Indian pea), 1041 nucleotides long. The record is from the annotation of a GenBank genome assembly. Lineage: Eukaryota; Viridiplantae; Streptophyta; Magnoliopsida; Fabales; Fabaceae.
AUGUCUUCGCAAACAACAACCUCUGAAACGCAAGAGGCGCCGCUCCUCCCUUCACGCCAUGAAGGAGGACGCUCUACAUCCCUCGCGCUUCUUCUAGGACGCGCCGCCGGACGGAGAGGACCGUCGGUUCUUGUGCGAGAGACAGCGGCGCGUGAACUCGAAGAGCGUCGUGCUGACUGGGGAUACUCGAAGCCGGUGGUAGCGCUAGAUAUAUCAUGGAACAUGGCGUUCGUUGUGGUUUCCGCGGUGAUGCUUUCGUGCACUGUUGACGAGAAUCCGAUCACACCGAUCCGGAUUUGGAUAAUCGGUUACGCGCUGCAGUGUUUCGUUCAUGUUGUUCUAGUGUGGCUUGAGUACAACCGCCGUAGCCGGAGAGAUUCGAGACGGUGGCAGAGGGAAAACGACGGUGGGGCCAGUUCUGAUGGAAGCGACAGUGAUGAUGGCGACGGGAACUCAUCUCAGUCCAGCUUCACCAAGCGAUGUGAAUCAAUAAAUACUGGGGUUUCAUUCAUCUGGUGGAUGGUGGGCUUUUACUGGGUUGUCUCUGGUGGUGAUAUCCUUCUGGAAAAUGCUCCAAGCUUGUACUGGUUGGCUGUUAUCUUUCUGGCGUUUGAUGUCUUCUUUGCCAUCUUCUGUGUUGUUUUGGCAUGCUUGAUUGGCAUUGCUCUCUGUUGUUGUUUGCCCUGCAUCAUUGCUAUUCUCUAUGCUGUUGCAGGACAGGAAGGUGCGUCAGAAGCAGACCUCAGUAUACUUCCAAAAUACAGAUUUCGAUUAUCAAACAAUGAGGAGAAGGCUAGCGGUGGAGCUGGAUCGAUGGUUCCCACAGACACCUCCAGUGAAUACCUGGCUAAUGAACGGAUACUUUUACCUGAGGAUGCAGAAUGCUGUAUAUGCCUCUGUCCCUACGAGGAUGGAGUGGAGCUUCAUACUCUUCCCUGCAACCAUCACUUCCAUUCUUCAUGCAUAGUAAAAUGGCUAAAGAUGAAUGCAACAUGUCCUCUUUGUAAGUACAAUAUUCUCAAGGGAAACGAACAGGUGUAA